GGGGUUUGACGUGGCUGACAGGUGAUGCUAUGAGGCGCUCCGUGUUAUUAUUGGCCUUUCUAUGUGGGGCUGUGGUGGUGAGCCUGGCAGCCAAGUCCCAGAGUUAUGUUGAGAGCAUAGCUGACCCCAAGGAAUGGAAGAAACUUCUCAGAACUCGGACAAAUAUACUGGUCUUAUAUUCUCGUGGGAAAAUCAAGCAGGAGGUGAACAACGUCUUCAAUGAGGUGUCCCGUGAGCUCCGCGGAACAGCCACCCUGGUUCACGUUGACUGUACAGGUGAUGGCAAGAAGCUCUGCAAGAAGAACAAGGUAGAGCCGUCUCCAUACGUCCUGAAGCACUACAAGGAUGGAGACUUCCACAAGGACUAUGACCGGAGGGAAACCAUCCAGUCCAUGUCAACCUUCCUGCGGGAUCCCUCGGGGGACAUUCCAUGGGAUGAGGACGAACAGGGGGCAGACGUGAUCCACAUUAAUGAUGUUAAUGCCCUGACAAGAUUGUUAAAAAAAGAGAAAACUUUUAUGAUGAUGUUUUAUGCACCGUGGUGUGGGUUCUGCAAACGUCUCAAGCCAGACUACUCCUCGGCAGCAACAGAGCUCAAAGACACACACACCUUAGUUGCCAUGGAUGUAAACAAACCGGAGAAUUCAGCCGCCAGGAUAAAAUAUAAUAUCACUGGCUUUCCAACGCUUGUGUAUUUUGAAAAUGGGGUCCCAAAGUACACAUAUGAAGGAGAGAACAAUAAGGCUGGGAUCGUGGCAUUUAUGAAAAAUCCUGGCAAAGCCCCCGAGAAACCCAAAGAGGAGGUUUGGGCUGACACUCCGAGUGACGUGACCCAUCUCACCGACACUACUUUUCACGAGUUCUUAAAGGGUGAAGCGUCUGUGCUGGUAAUGUUUUAUGCUCCGUGGUGUGGACACUGCAAGCGCAUGAAACCUGAGUACACUGCUGCCGCCACCAUACUAAAAGAGAAAGGGAUUGUUGGCAGGCUGGCUGCUGUUGACACCACAAAGGAAACAAAGUUGGGUUCAGAAUUCAAUAUAAAAGGCUACCCAACCAUCAAAUACUUCAAGGAUGGAGAGUUUGCUUUUGACGUUUCUUCUGCAAGGGAAAAAGAUAAGAUCAUCGAAUUCAUGUCAGAUCCAAAAGAGCCCCCUCCUCCACCACCACCAGAGAAGCCCUGGUCCGAGGUGGAGUCCUCAGUUGUACACUUAACUGAUGAGAAUUAUAAAUCUUUUCUCAAGAAGAAGAAGCAUGUCCUUGUCAUGUUUUAUGCUCCAUGGUGCGGCCAUUGUAAGAAAGCCAAACCAGAAUUUACUGGUGCAGCAGACAAAUUUGUGGAUGACCCAAAGGUCGAGUUUGCUGCGGUCGACUGCACGGCUUAUCAGGCUCUGUGUAGCGCUAAUGAUGUCAGUGGGUAUCCCACUUUCAAAUAUUUCAAUUAUUACAAGAACACUAAACCUUAUAACGGGGGUCGCACAGAAAUAGAUUUUGUGAAAUUUAUGGAGGAUCCAGAGAACCCCUUGAGUGGGUCUCCUCCUCCACCUCCUUCGCCGCGGGAGGAGUGGGCGUCAGUGCAGGGUGGUAACUUAAUCCACCACCUAACAGAAGCCACUUUUGAUUCCUUCAUCAAUAAUAAAGAGGCUCUGGUUAUGUUCUAUGCACCAUGGUGUGGCCACUGUAAGGCCAUGAAGGGUGACUAUGGACAGGCAGCAGUUGAGUUGGCAGCCGAGGGCCAAACAGGUGUACUGGCCACAGUGGAUGCCACUGUUGAACGUAGCUUAGCCACGCGCUACCAGAUUCAUGGCUUCCCAACUCUGAAGUUCUUCAGACGAGGCCAACUGAUCACAGAAUACAAUCGAAGUCGUAAAGCAGCAGAUAUAAUUGAUUUUAUGAAGAAUCCUCCGCUAAAUGGAAAAGAUGAACUUUAGAUGCAAUGUGUUCAGUUUUUUAUGGAUGUGGAUAUGAAUGUUGUGUAUCAUUUAUAUGUUUUGUUCCUCCUAGUAGCCAGAGGUUUAAGAUGUUGAUGAGCCUUAGUGAACAAGCCUUAUGGAGGUGUUUCAGGUUUAAUUUAUUUCUUCUAAUACCUAGCAUUUAAUAUGCAAUUUAAAAAGCUAUAGUAUAUACAAUUAAGUUAAAAAUAGGUGUGACCUAAAUGUUAAGAAAUACAAAUUUAUCAUAAUUGAGCCUAACAUGUACUGUACUGUACUAUAUUGUCAGUAACAUGUUAACGAAAUUAGCGUCACAAUUUUUUAUUAUUAGUACAUAGUAAUAGCCUAUUGGAACUGAGGUCAUUAUCUCAAACAUUUAAUAAUACUAAGUUCUCUUAUAAGUUCCUCGACAAAUGGGAAGGCUGGUGGGUGUACAAGGGUGUGUGUAUCUUUGUUUUAGUAACUCCUAAGACCAGUGAUCAAUGUCUAUGAUCUGGUUUAGUACAAAUUAUGAAACAAAUACUGAUAUGUUGUGGGAUUUUUCAUGAGAGUGUGUUUAAGAAGGUGAGACAUGAUGUACCCAAGACUGAACAAAUUUAGUAAUGUAAUAUACAUAGGAGAUAUUCCAUUUGCUUACAAUUUUAAGGUGUAUUAGAGGUUAUAGAACUGAUUAAAUUUGUAUUCAUGAUAGCAACCGUACCCUCAUUGUUGAACCACUUCACCGUGGACAUGUGAAUCGGCCAGGCAGCUUGAAGUAUCAAGUUCAAAACGUAUUUUCUAGGCUUCACAAUUACUAGAGAGGUGACUUAGAUAAACUCUUGAGAUGAAAAGCUUUUUUCCGUGAUCAAUUUCGUAAGAUGGAUGCUUAUUAGCACUGGCUACUGCUGUAGUAUUCAGUGAGUGCCGUCCCUAGAAUGGCUUCAAGUACUUCGGCCAUGGUUUUGACUGAAAAAUUAAUUUACCGAGGCAGGGAUAUAUUUGUAGAAUUUUGUGUUAAAAUAUCCUAUUCUCACUUUAAGACUCGGCAGGGGAGUUUUCUUUCCUUGCCAACUAGAGAAUACAAACAAAAUUUUUAAAAAAUUUGCCUGCAUUACCCAAUAAAUAUACUUGUAUUUGGCAGUUGACCAAUGACAUGUACAGCUUUAAAGGUGAUACAAAGUGUAUGUACUGUAUUGUUAUUAUUUAUAAGAUCGCAACUAUUAAUGUCCCACACAUAAUGAUAUAUUUAUUAUUACUAAUGUCUUCAAGGGUUCCUUGAUAUUUUAUUUGUGAGAGGUGUUAGAAUAUGAACCUAACAGCUGUAGACAAAUAAUUUUUUUUACUGAUGCCCCCUUCAUGUGUUGUAGUUAAAGCUACAGGAUGUUGAUAUUAUUUUAGUAGUUUUUCUUAUGAUGACCAAUUAACAGUAAUAUUUAUUAUUUCGGUGCGUGAUAUGUAUAAAUUUGAUCAAACUAUGCGGCACAAACCUUUUGAAAUGACUUUACAAUUAUAGCUUCAAAUACAUAUAUAUAUAUAUAAACUGAAGACUCUGACUCACAUCCUUUCUAGAGGCAAACAUAAUCAUAUUUAAUGAACUUGGAAUCUCCAUGAGGCACAAUGGCAAGUGGACAUGGCUGCCAGUUAAAUGUCUGUGUCCUGUCAGAGUGACGUGCCCCCAGCUGUAGAAUAGUUACCGAAAUUAACUGUAGGGAGUGAUAAUGGCAGGGGCCCCAGAGAGGGUCAUGAUGCACCUGGUGCAAAACACGGGCCUGUGCCCUUGGGGGGGCAGGCUCGAGGAAAUAUUUUCCUCGCUACCAUACAGAAAAGUCGUCCUCCCCCUAUCUCUCUCUCUAAAGUAAUAAAGUAUUAGUAUUUACAUGAUGAUGCUUAAUAGUGAACAUUCCUGUGGGGCAGCUUAAAGAGGUUGUGUCAUGUCUUGUGACACUGAAGUUAGAAUUUUUUACCUAAACACGGAGUAAAAGACCUAAGGAAAUCAAUGACCUUUGAUUUAUGAGGAAGCAAAGAGUUACCACUGACUACUUCUGAAAGCAUAUAAAAAAAAAAGCAUGUUCUUAUGAAAGGAAGUUGGA
Messenger RNA from Homarus americanus (American lobster), 3997 nucleotides. Its product is annotated as protein disulfide-isomerase A5-like. The transcript has 12 exons. Gene Ontology annotation, biological process: protein folding. The record is from RefSeq and is a predicted model, not a curated record. Gene Ontology annotation, molecular function: protein disulfide isomerase activity. NCBI's taxonomy places the organism in Eukaryota, Metazoa, Arthropoda, Malacostraca, Decapoda, Nephropidae. Gene Ontology annotation, cellular component: endoplasmic reticulum. Bases 30 to 1928 code for a protein of 632 amino acids.